AUGGCGUUCUGGGGCGUGGAGGUGAAGCCCGGGAAGCCGUACACCCACAGCUACAACCUUUCCCAUGGCCGUCUCCGCAUUUGCCAGGCCACAUUGGGAAGCUGCGAUGCUGCUACAAGGACAGUGGUGCAAUGCAUUGUGGGCAACAAGAAACCCAUCAUACUUUGUAGUUUGAAUCCUAAAUUGGCUGAGAUGUGCCAUCUCGAGAUUGAGUUGGAGGAGGUCGAUGAGGUUCUGUUUUCAGUACUUGGCCAGAGUUCUGUGCAUCUCUCAGGAUAUUACCUCCGGCCAGGCAGAAGGGGCAAUGCAGGGGAGGAAGACUCAGAAUCUUAUGGAGAGGAUGUUGGAGAGUCUGAUACAGACCAAGACUAUGAAGGGAGUGAGGACAGUUACGAAUCUGACUUCAUUGAUGAUGGUGACAAUGAAGUACCCGAGGACAAUGAUGUUUCUGAUUCUAUGGAUGAUGGUGAUGUAUGCUCAACCCCCGAUCACUGCAAGCAAGAUUCUGAAAAGCAUGCUCGUAAGGUUAAAAGACAGUGGCGCUUAAAGAAGAAGCAACAAGUUGACAGCUCCGCUGACAAGAUUGCUGAUUCUCCAUCAAAGCCUGCUGCCAGGUGCAAACGUGGCUCAAUAUUUGAUAGUGCCAGUGAAGAUGAGGACUUUUUGGCCCAGAGUGAAGAAGAAAACUUGCCUACGCCUGUUUCCUUGGCUAAGAAAACUAAUGGUAAAGUUUCAGAGGAAAUCAAACCUGGAAAUGUUACGUCAAAUGACGAAGCCAAAAAACGGAGUAACAGUGAUAAGAAAAGAAAAAGUGAUGCCAUCAAUGAGGAUCCUGCAUCUCCAAUGGAUGUAACAGAGGUCAAUGGAUUAUCGGUUCCAAAACAGGAAGCUGAGAUAAAAAAGAAAUCCAAGAAAAAGAAGAAAACUCUAGAGGCAGAAGAUGGAAAGCAUUCGAACAACAUAAGAACAUUGGAAGAUGGGCUGGUCAUAGAAGAUCUGUCAGCAGGAAACCAAGAUGCCAAAGUGGCUUCAGAGGGCAACAAGGUUUAUAUCAAUUAUGUUGGCAAGCUGCAGGAUGGAAAAACUGUUCAUUCUAAUGGCGAGGAAAAGCCCUACAAGUUUAAGCUUGGUUCUGAGAAAGUGAUGCGUGGAUGGAACCUUGGUAUUACUGGUAUGCGCGUUGGAGAGAAGAGGAGGCUAACCAUUCCCCCAUCCAUGUGCGACAAUGGUGGUAAAUCGGCUGUAGAAUUGCCCAAAGAUUCAACAAUCAUCUAUGAAGUGGAGUUGGUGAAAGUCCGGUGA
Molecule: messenger RNA, 1302 nt
Organism: Triticum turgidum subsp. durum (durum wheat)
Lineage: Eukaryota; Viridiplantae; Streptophyta; Magnoliopsida; Poales; Poaceae
Source: the annotation of a GenBank genome assembly